AUGGGUCAAGCUAAUCAGUCCAUGACCUCGGACUUCAUUCUCAUGGGGCUCUUCAGCCACGCAGGACCACAUCUUGUCCUAUUCUCCCUUGUGGUAACCAUAUUCACCAUGGGCCUUCUGGGCAAUGCUAUCCUGCUCUUUUUGAUUCACACAGACCCCAGGCUCCAUAAACCCAUGUACUUUUUGCUCAGUCAACUCUCCCUAUUGGAUGUUGGCUUCCCAUUGAUCACCAUUCCCAAGAUGGCAGCCAACUUCAUGCAGGGAGGUAGUUCCAUCUCCUUUGGAGGUUGUGGAACUCAGAUGUUCUUUCUGAUGUUGAUGGGUGUCUCUGAGGUUCUGCUAUCCCUCAUGUCUUAUGACCAUUAUGUUGCAGUGUGCCACCCCUUGCAUUAUCCCAUACUCAUGAGACACCAGCUGGGCCUGCUCAUGGUGGCCACCUCCUGGUUGUCGGGUGUGCUUGUGGCCUCCAUCCAGACCUCUAUAAUUCUGCACUUUCCAUACUGUGACUCACACACUGUGGAACACUUCUUUUGUGAACUGCCUGCUCUGCUAAAGCUCGCUAGUGCAGAUACCUCUGCCUAUGAGUUGACACUGUCCAUCUCGGGGGUGCUGAUCAUGUUGCUGUCUCUCUCACUCAUCUUCACCUCUUACAGCCACAUUUUGAGAACCAUUCUCUGCAUGAACUCAAUUGAGGGCUCCUCACUUAUCACAGUAGUGGGACUAUUUUAUGGGGCAGCUGUGUUCAUGCAUAUGGUUCCAGGCACCUACCACAGUCCACAGCAGGACAAUAUGGUUUUCUUCUUCUAUAGUCUUGUUAUCCCCACACUAAACCCCCUUAUCUAUAGUCUGAGAAAUCAAGAAGUUCAAGUGGCUUUGGCCAACUUCCUUAGCAGAGUUGCUUUCAGAUCAAAGAGAUGA
Molecule: messenger RNA, 918 nt
Organism: Talpa occidentalis (Iberian mole)
Lineage: Eukaryota; Metazoa; Chordata; Mammalia; Eulipotyphla; Talpidae
Product: olfactory receptor 2Z1-like
Biological process (GO): G protein-coupled receptor signaling pathway
Cellular component (GO): membrane
Molecular function (GO): G protein-coupled receptor activity; olfactory receptor activity
Source: RefSeq, a predicted model, not a curated record